CCCAUCAGAAUUGCAUGUUAGUAUUAAAGGUGGACAUACUUGUAUUUUGAAAAUCGCUCCAAUGGCAGAUGACAAAGAAGAAGAAGAAGUGGUUGUUGCGCCCAAAAUCGAACGCAAACGUGACAAGGAGAGCACAAUGGCGACUAGACGUGGGAGGCCAAUUAAGAUAAAUCCAAAGUAUGGUGCAGCUACAGAUGUCCCUGUGUCUGCUGUUCAGGAAAAUGCAGGAUCCAGUAUGCAGACUGCACAGCAAGUGUGCAGACAAAUCCCUGUGUCUGCUGUUCAGGAAAAUGCAAGAACAGAAGUUGCACCCACCAUACAAAUACAAUUCCAAAAUGCAAAGCAAACAAUAGAAGUUCAAAAACAGAAAAUCCUUCACCUGGAGGAUAAGGUUAACUCUCUGACAGAGGAGAGAAAUUAUCUUCGUGCAAGACUUGAAGAUGCUUUAAUUCAGAAGGGUCCCUCAGAAGGGGUACCUACACAGACUGCAACUACAAGAAAGAGCAGUACUUCUGAAUCUUCAAAUUUUUCAACUUCCGAGUCCUCUGAUUCUGAGCCCCCAAAACACAAAAAAAGAAAGUUAAGGAGAAAACACAGAGCGAAAAGACAUAAGAAAUCAAAGAAAUUGACUUCUGACUAUUCCAAAAGAGUGCAUACCCCAGAAGAAUCGCUAAAGAGGUACUACAAGGUAUUAAACCUUGUAAAACAGGGCCUGAGUAAGGCAGAGGCCUACAACAGACUAAACGUUGACAGGAACACAAUAGUCAUCCAGGCUCCAAUUGCAGACAUGUUUUCCCGGUCUGCAAGCAUCUGA
This is a messenger RNA of Cyprinus carpio (common carp), 814 nucleotides long. Its product is annotated as coiled-coil domain-containing protein 106-like. Gene Ontology annotation, cellular component: nucleoplasm. The coding region runs from base 62 to 814 and encodes 250 amino acids. The record is from RefSeq and is a predicted model, not a curated record. The transcript has 7 exons. Lineage: Eukaryota; Metazoa; Chordata; Actinopteri; Cypriniformes; Cyprinidae.